AUGUCACAGCAGAAGGAACAAUCUUGGGAACCUUCAAAUGCUCCCAAAUGCUCCCCUCCCCAGUGCCCAGGCCCCUGUCUGCGUACCUGCUCGGCUUCUUGUUCAGCAGAGUGCUGUUUCCCCUCCCUAAGGUCAGAGGCUCAGAGCACAGCCUGCCCCAGGAGGGUUCGCCGCCGACGCCGCCAGCCCCGCUGCCUCAGUGGUGGCACCACCUACCACUGCAAAGAGGAGGAGUGCUAG
Molecule: messenger RNA, 240 nt
Organism: Nannospalax galili (Upper Galilee mountains blind mole rat)
Lineage: Eukaryota; Metazoa; Chordata; Mammalia; Rodentia; Spalacidae
Gene: Lce6a
Product: late cornified envelope 6A
Exons: 1
Coding region: 1-240 (79 amino acids)
Source: RefSeq, a predicted model, not a curated record